ACCGGGACCAUCCGUCGACAGCAGUGAGUGGAACUAAUACCUACCUAACUUGUGGAAGUGAUGUAAGUGAGGCAGUCAUGUUCCAGGGUUGUGAGUGGUCGAGAGGGGUUGCCCAAAACGGACUAGCGCGACCUCUCGGGUAAAUCAUCCCUCACUCUUGUAAACAACAUCGCAGAGAAGGACCACCCCAACUUCGUCUCGCGCCGCCAACUACCACACCCGCCCAAACGCGAAAAUCACGACAGCACCCCGCUGACCACACUUCUCACAAGAUUGGAAAUACGCAAAAGCGCACCGAAAUUCUGGUCGCCUGGGAUUUUUGACGCGCCAAUUGACGCGCUUUUCGAUUGCCUCGAGGCGCGACUUUCCGAUUCCUACACCGAGCGCCACCUUUUGUCUCUCGACCGCAUGCUUCAUUUAACGCGCCAUCCAUGACGACCGUCAUUCGCACCCGUCACCCGUUGCAAGUCAUUAGCAUGAGCAACGAGCAGCCAGAGAGAAGGAAAAGCAAGCGUCUUGCGGGUGAGUUGGAGGAGCGCGGGGAGGCGGCAAGGAUGAUGCUAAAACGACGCGCAGCUUCAUCGGUUUACGACGAGCAGGAUGGCGACUUCCACUUCACGCGCGGAUCCAAAUCGAAGCGAGUUAAGAACGCAGAACCCGAGCCAGAACCCGAACCGGAAAUCGAAACUGAACCGGCGCCACUACCCCCGAAAAAGUCUGGAAGAGGAAGGCCAGCAAAAGGACGCGCUUCGGCGGCAGCGAAGGCGCCCGAGCCUGCAUCACCAGUAGCUGCGCCGAAAGCAGCUGCUUCAUCAAAGCCGCGAACGCGACGGACAGCGAGCACGCAGCCGGCGGAGGACGAUGAGCUACAAUUAUUUGCGCCUAAGCGCACGACGAGCCGAAGCACGCGCAGAUCGACUGGGAAAACAGAAAAGGCAAAGCCUGCCAGGAAACCAGCACCAGAACCAGUCCCAGAGGAGGAGGAAGAGCAUGAUGAAGUUGACAGCGCGACACCGAGGGAGCCGGAGCCGGAUAGGCGGCGGACGCCACGCGCCAUCGAGGAACCGGUCGAGUCUGCAAAAAUCACGCUUCCCGUCAGCGACACGCCUGUUAUCAAUCGCAACAAGGAGAUGAGGAAAAAGGGCGGAGGCAAUCGUCGGAGCAGCACGGGUAUGCGCGGUCGGAGAGCAAGUUCGCUGAUUGAGAGUGGGCAUAACGCGAUACCCCACCGCGAGGUUGAAACUGCAGAAUUUUACAAGCAUAUUGAGUCGGAGGGUCUCAUGGAACCAAGACGGAUGAAGCAGCUUUUGACUUGGUGUGGCGAACGAGCAUUACUGCAAAAACCGCCCCAUGGCCAGACAGAUUCCAAUACUGUUUUGGGUGCUCGUUAUAUUCAGGAACAGCUCUUGAAGGACUUCUCUACAAAGUCAGAAUUUUCAGACUGGUUCAGUCGAGAAGAAGAGGGGCCAAAGAAGCCCGUGGUCUACCUCCCAAACCCGCGCAAUCUUGAACAUCAAGAGAAAAUUGAGCAACUGGAACAAAAAGUCAAAAGAUUAAAACUAGAAAAGAAGAAAUGGCUGGCGCUAAACAAACCGCGCCCGGAUAUACCACCACUCUUCUCAGAAACAGACACAGCACAAACAGCAACAGCAGCCGACGCAUCCAUCCUCGAGCCAAAUGAGGCAGAAAUGUUGAGCUGGCUCACCGACCCGGCAUCCUCGUUUGAGAAUGUCCGCGCCAAAACGCUCGCCCGCCUGCAAAACACGCAGUCGACGCUGGAGUUUAAGGUGGACCAGCUCGCGGACGGCAUACACAAGCUCUCCCAACGCGUUGACACGGCGGGCCGAGAGGCGGAUAAGGUCCUCUCUCUCAGUGCCGCGCGGCUCAAGGAGCGGGAGGUGAGGGAAAAAGCCAACGCGGGCACCAAGGAGAUGCCCGUCAUGGAGGUGCUCCGCAGCCUGGGGAGGAUAUUACCAGAGGGCGGGGAAUAAAGGAAACGAUUGUUAUUACACACAACGCCGCCGUUUCUCUCCUUUUUUUUUUCUUUAAUGACGACCGACCUUUGAGAAGGGGGGGUAUAAUGACUGAUAUGAAAUUGUGGUGGUUGGGUGGGCGGCGAGGUUCAUUCCUCUCUUUUUUUGAAUUGGCUUCCCUCGAGGGGGGUUGUUUAUCGAGAUGGGGGCCAUCUCUACUGGCAGACACA
Messenger RNA from Colletotrichum scovillei, 2203 nucleotides. RefSeq lists its product as uncharacterized. Gene Ontology annotation, cellular component: MIS12/MIND type complex. Lineage: Eukaryota; Fungi; Ascomycota; Sordariomycetes; Glomerellales; Glomerellaceae. The record is from RefSeq and is a predicted model, not a curated record. Gene Ontology annotation, biological process: cell division; mitotic sister chromatid segregation. The transcript has 3 exons. The coding region runs from base 432 to 1991 and encodes 519 amino acids.